This is a messenger RNA of Rhagoletis zephyria (snowberry fruit fly), 661 nucleotides long. RefSeq names its product alpha-2C adrenergic receptor-like. Gene Ontology annotation, biological process: G protein-coupled receptor signaling pathway. The record is from RefSeq and is a predicted model, not a curated record. Gene Ontology annotation, cellular component: plasma membrane. Gene Ontology annotation, molecular function: G protein-coupled receptor activity. NCBI's taxonomy places the organism in Eukaryota, Metazoa, Arthropoda, Insecta, Diptera, Tephritidae.
CUUCAGCUACUUCAGCAACACCGGUGGAAACUACACACCUUUUCUUAAUGGAAGUUCAGGAGGUGUUAAUCAACAGGAAGCCCUCCUCACCUGGUGGGACGUCUGGCUGGGCAAGCCCUUUCCGAGCGGGUACACCCAACUUGCCAUCGUCCUCCUCGCCUUCUUCCUCACCUGCAUUAUGAUCUUGGUGGUAGUUGGUAACCUGCUCGUCUGCAUCGCCAUUGCCACGGAGAAGUCCCUGAAGCCGGUCCAAAAUUGGUUCAUCGCCUCGCUGGCCGUCUCCGACCUGCUAAUUGGCCUCGUCAUCAUGCCCUUCUCCCUCGCCCGCGAGCUGAUGGGCUACUGGAUGUUCGGCCAGAUUUGGUGCGACGUCCACGCCGCCCUCGACGUCCUCCUCUGCACGGCGAGCAUCAACAGCCUCUUCCUCAUCAGCCUCGACCGGUACUGGAGCAUCACCCAGGCGGUGAAGUACCUGAAGAAGCGGACGCCCUCCCGGGCCGCCUUCAUGAUUGCCUUUGUGUGGAUCUUCUCCGCCCUGGUCUCACUUCCGCCUCUCGUCGGGUGGAAGAAGGCGGAGCAGAGCAGCGAGUAUCCGCAGUGUAAUCUGAGCGAUGAUAUUGGCUAUGUUCUCUACAGCUCCAUCGGCUCCUUCUACUUUCCA